GGCCGAGUUGCCCAGCGUUUCUAAAGGCAAACGCUUAGAGCCGCGCCGCAGAAUUGAUUAGCUGGGUUUUCCGAGACGUGUGAGCCUACGAAACAGUCGGCUAGAGCUGUGGGUGGUUCCGAGUCGCUUUGGGAAGAGGCCGCAUUUUACACUUGAUCUUAGUCAAAAGGCCGAGAAGCGAUAAGAGGCCGCUUUUUAACAGUAGGGUGAUAGCUGUGGUGAUGGAAGAGGCAUAGCUGUAUGGCAGCUAUUUUAAGGGAGAAGAGGCUUUACUUCCAGCAGCUGGUAGGCGAGCCUCCAGUCAGCCGCUGUGCUGCUUUUACAGUUGCUGGAUCAUUUUGAACCGCGAAUUACUCUAGCGGUUCAUCAUCUUAAAAUUGGGCAUCCUGCACAGUGUAAGCUUGCGUGUCCAGAUUGACCAAUCGCCUUGCAACUCCUAACCCUCCGCCAUCUUAACAUUUGGCACUUCCCACUGUAAUAGAGUGCAACAAAGCCUCUAGCGACCUUCUUGAUUGAGGGCAGAAUCGUUAGUGACGUUGCUGACGCUACGCCCGGCGUUCUCCUAGACCCACGUGGAAUCCGUGCUCAGAAUGCUGCGUCGUGAGGCCCGCCUUCGCCGGGAGUACCUGUACCGCAAGGCCCGAGAGGAGUCCCAGCGAGCUGCCCAGGACCGGAAGGAGAAGGUUCGGCGCGCCCUGGAAGAGAACCGCCUGAUUCCCACCGAAUUACGCAGGGAGGCUCUGACCUUACAGGGUUCCUUGGAGUUUGAUGACGCCGGCGGUGAAGGUGUGACCAACCAUGUGGAUGAUGAAUAUCGAUGGGCAGGGGUUGAAGAUCCUAAGGUCAUGAUCACUACCUCCCGAGACCCAAGUUCCCGCCUCAAGAUGUUUGCAAAGGAGCUGAAGUUGGUAUUCCCGGGCGCCCAACGCAUGAACCGUGGCCGGCAUGAGGUAGGGGCACUGGUGCGAGCCUGCAAAGCCAAUGGUGUCACUGACCUGCUGGUUGUCCAUGAGCAUCGAGGCACACCUGUGGGGCUCAUUGUCAGCCACCUGCCCUUCGGCCCCACUGCUUACUUCACACUGUGCAAUGUGGUCAUGCGCCAUGACAUUCCUGACCUGGGCACCGUGUCCGAGGCCAAGCCUCACCUCAUCAUGCAUGGCUUCUCCUCCCGACUAGGCAAGCGGGUCUCUGACAUACUCCGUUACCUGUUCCCCGUGCCAAAGGAUGACAGCCACCGUGUCAUCACCUUCGCAAACCAAGAUGACUAUAUCUCCUUCCGGCACCACGUAUAUAGGAAGACCAACCACCGCAGUGUGGAGCUGACAGAGGUUGGACCUCGCUUUGAACUGAAGUUGUACAUGAUACGCCUGGGCACGCUGGAACAGGAGGCCACAGCAGAUGUGGAGUGGCGCUGGCACCCAUACACCAACACCGCACGCAAGAGGGUCUUUCUGAGUGCUGAGUGAACCCACUUGCUGGUCAGGACGUGGACCUGACCCAGGACUUGGGGAGGGGUCAGAAUAAAGUCUGUUUGCCACACUA
Messenger RNA from Neogale vison (American mink), 1542 nucleotides. RefSeq names its product IMP U3 small nucleolar ribonucleoprotein 4 (gene IMP4). Gene Ontology annotation, cellular component: nucleolus; small-subunit processome; Mpp10 complex. Gene Ontology annotation, biological process: rRNA processing. The record is from RefSeq and is a predicted model, not a curated record. Lineage: Eukaryota; Metazoa; Chordata; Mammalia; Carnivora; Mustelidae. The transcript is spliced from 10 exons. Bases 591 to 1466 code for a protein of 291 amino acids. Gene Ontology annotation, molecular function: snoRNA binding; rRNA primary transcript binding.